Gossypium arboreum is the source of this 783-nucleotide messenger RNA. RefSeq lists its product as uncharacterized. NCBI's taxonomy places the organism in Eukaryota, Viridiplantae, Streptophyta, Magnoliopsida, Malvales, Malvaceae. The record is from RefSeq and is a predicted model, not a curated record. The transcript has 2 exons. Bases 1 to 636 code for a protein of 211 amino acids.
AUGGCUUUCUGGUCUGCUGAGAAUGCCACAAAAGCAUACCUCAAAACCUUGAAAAUGGGCCAAAACGCUAAAGAACCAAACGCAGCCGAAUUCAUAUCCGCCCUUGCAGCGGGCAACAACGCGCAGCUAAUGGUCGCAGCAUGUGCCGAUGCUGCCGAUUAUACCACAUUAGCUCUAGUAGCAGCCGCUCAUCAAACAGGCGGCCGUGUCAUUUGCAUCCUCCCCGGCACCGAACAACUCCGAUCAUCGAAGCAAAUCCUCGGUUACGACGCUUGUCGUGUCGAGUUCGUAGUCGGUGAUGCUCGAAAUCUACUGCUAAGCCAAUACACAGAAGCCGAUUUCGUGCUUAUUGAUUGCAACCUAGAGAAUCAUGAAGGCAUGGUUCGAGCAGUGCCGGCUGGCACGAAACGAAAUGGAGCUGUCGUUGUGGGUUAUAACGCAUUUGCUAAAGGUUCGUGGUGGUCCGGUGGAUCGAAAACUCAAUUGUUGCCGAUAGGAGAAGGGCUGCUGGUCACUAGGAUCAAACCAAAUGCUUUGGUGAAGAGAAGCCAAUGGAUUGUAAAGGUGGAUAAAUGCACUGGGGAAGAACAUGUGUUUAGGGUCAGGUUUCCACAAGGGAAAGGCAUCAAAGCUUAGAUUUUCAUUGUUCCACUGCUUUUCCCUGCAAACCAAACGGAAAAAAAAGGGGGUUAGCAUAGGUUAAAAUUAGUUUAUGGAGAGUUUUAAUUUGUAUAUAGCGAUUAAUAUAUAGUAAAUCAUUUGUCUCGAAGUGUUAAUUAAAAA